AUGGCGGUCUCUGCUUCCCUGUCCAUGGCGCCCCCUGCCUUUGUCGGUAUGAAGUCCACCGGUUCGCGCGCGGUCGCGCCCACGAGGGCCGCCCGCGCCGUCAGGAUGGCCGGUCGCCGCUCGGCCAAGGCUGGUCGCAGCCAGGUCGCGGUGUCCGCGCAGAAGGUCGCUGUGCUGGGCGCGGCCGGCGGCAUCGGCCAGCCCAUGUCCAUGCUGCUCAAGAUGCUCCCCGAGGUCUCCGAGCUGGCGCUCUACGACAUCGUCGGCACCCCGGGCGUCGGCGCCGACCUCAGCCACAUCAACACCCGCGCCCAGGUGUCGGCCUACGUGGGCGCGGACUCCCUCAAGGACGCGCUGUCGGGCGCCAAGCUGGUGGUCAUCCCCGCGGGCGUGCCGCGCAAGCCCGGCAUGACCCGCGACGACCUGUUCAACAUCAACGCGGGCAUCGUGCGCGACCUGGCCAACGCGUGCGCGCAGUACUGCCCGGACGCGGUCCUGAACAUCAUCUCGAACCCCGUGAACUCGACGGUGCCCAUUGCCGCCGAGUGCUUCAAGAAGGCCGGCGUGUACGACAAGCGGAAGAUCAUCGGCGUGACGACGCUCGACGUGGUGCGCUCGAACACGUUCGUGUCGGAGCGGUACGGCGGGGACGUCUCCAAGGUGAACGUGCCGGUCAUUGGCGGGCACGCCGGCGUGACCAUCCUGCCGCUGCUCAGCCAGGCGGGCCCGGGCGUCACGGUGCCGGAGGCGGACAUCGACGAGCUGACCAAGUACAUCCAGGAGGCCGGCACGCUCGUCGUCGAGGCCAAGGAGGGCAAGGGCAGCGCCACGCUGUCGAUGGCCUACGCCGGCGUCAAGAUGGCCAAGAGCGUCCUGCUCGCCCUCAGCGGCGAGGACAACAUCGUGGAGUGCGCGUACGUGGAGUCCGACCUGGUCGACGGCCUCUCGUUCUUCGCGUCGCCGUGCAAGCUCGGCCCCGACGGCGUCGCGGAGAUCCUCCCCCUCCCGGAGCUGACCGCGUACGAGCAGGGGGCGCUCGAGGAGCUCAAGCCCAUGCUGCAGGGCAACAUCAAGAAGGGCGUCGAGUUCCAGUGA
This is a messenger RNA of Pedinophyceae sp. YPF-701, 1095 nucleotides long. NCBI's taxonomy places the organism in Eukaryota, Viridiplantae, Chlorophyta, Pedinophyceae. The record is from the annotation of a GenBank genome assembly.